Molecule: messenger RNA, 2146 nt
Organism: Dromiciops gliroides (monito del monte)
Lineage: Eukaryota; Metazoa; Chordata; Mammalia; Microbiotheria; Microbiotheriidae
Product: protein DBF4 homolog A-like
Exons: 1
Coding region: 1-2064 (687 amino acids)
Biological process (GO): positive regulation of nuclear cell cycle DNA replication; regulation of cell cycle phase transition
Cellular component (GO): Dbf4-dependent protein kinase complex; nucleus
Molecular function (GO): nucleic acid binding; zinc ion binding; protein serine/threonine kinase activator activity
Source: RefSeq, a predicted model, not a curated record
AUGAAAGCCGGCACCAUGAGGAUCCGCAGCAAAGGCCAUCACCCGGGUGGUAUCCAAAUAAAAAAUGAGAAAAAUAGACCAUCUUUGAAAACUGUGAAAAAUGAUAACAAAUCAGAAAAGUCUAAAUAUAAGCCACUCUGGGGGAAAGUCUUUUAUCUUGAUUUGCCAUCUGUUGUGAUCUCUGAAAGACUGGAAAAGGACCUCAAGGAACUAGGAGGGAGGGUUGAAGAAUUUCUCAGCAAAGAUAUAAGUUACCUAAUUUCAAAUAAAAAGGAAGCAAAAUAUGCUCAAACAUUGAGAUGUAUUUCUCCUGUCCCGAGUCCAGAAUCAACAUAUACAGGAGGAAAUACUUCACCUCAUCCUAGUUGUGAUGGAAGUUCAUUCAAGACUCCAGAUCCAGUAUGUAUGAGCAGAGGAAAAUUAUUAGUUGAAAAAGCUAUCAAGGAACAUGAAUUCAUCCCUUCAAAUAGUAUACUGUCAAAUGCUUUAUCCUGGGGAGUGAAAAUUCUUCAUAUUGAUGAUAUUAAAUACUAUAUUGAACAAAAGAAAAAAGAAUUGUAUCUCAUCAAGAAAUCCAGCACAUCUCUCCGAGAAGCAGUGGGGAAACAAUUAGGUGUUCAGAAAACAAAAACAGGAAGGCUCAAAAAGCCAUUUGUAAAGGUGGAAGAUUCAAGCCAUCAUUACAGGCCAUUUUACCUGCAGUUGUCCAACAUUCCUCUUAUAAACUAUUCUGCUCCUAAGCCCUGCAGUCCUUUUGAUUUGGAUAAAACGUCUAGUCUGCAGAAACAAACACAAGCUAAACAAAGGAACAGAACAGGUUGUGGAUCAGAUGAAAGGCGAUGCCCUCCCGUUCAGCCCCGCCUCAAAGAGAACAAGAAGAAGGGCUAUUGUGCAUGCUGCUCCCAGAAAUACGACACUCUCCAGGCUCAUCUUCUCAGUGAACAACACAGAAGCUUUGCACAAAGUACCCAGUAUCAAGUUGUUGAUGAUAUCAUAUCCAAGUUGGUGUAUGACUUUGUAGACUACAAAAGCAAUAUAUCCAGAAGAGUAAAAUGCAGUAUUGGAUCUUUUGCCCCCAUCAUUGGAAAUACUUUUAAAAGGAAUGAACCUGAAAAACAACUGGAAUCGCACAGUAUUUCCCCAAAUGAUCUUUGGGGAAAUACUACCAAACAAGUGAUAAAACAGGAUUCCCAGUAUCAAGAGAGCAGGGAUCCUUCACAGAAGGUUGCCUUCAGUUCAGAGUCCAUAGAUCCACUUGCAUCAUACAAUUCAACAAGGAAACUCAGAGAACAUUUGGAUUGUAGAAAAUCUUCUAUAAUAAAUCCAGUGAAGGAGGACAUUAAGCUGGAUUUGGUACAACUACCUCUGAAUAAAGAUACGCAGGGCUAUAGGCCUAAAGUUUCUGACCAUAAUGGAACUGUAAAUGAAAAAGACUUAGAAGAACUAAAAACAGAAUACUGCCCGUAUAUCCCAGAGACAUUUAUGCACAUUUCUGAUUUUGAUGAAACAAAUAAAAAUGUGUCUCAACUAAAACGAAAGUCAGAUAGUACACUUUUUCCAGAUAGCUGUUGGAAGAAAAAAGGCACUAGUUCUCCCCGUGGUCAUAGUUCUGGUCUCAGGAUCAUUAGCAAUUCACCAGAAGAACAGCCUAGAAGUCCAGCCAAGACAGUAUCCUACUUUCAUCCUGGUGAAGAACCCAAAGAAGUGGUUGUUGAAGGUUCAGACAGCUUUCCUUCAGGGAAGCUGCAGCAAAAAGUAAAAAUAGUAUUAGGAAGAAACAAAAAAAGGAGCCAGAAGAAGAAUGUGGAAUUACAUUUAAAGAACAAAACAGAAUUUCCCACAACAAAAGAAGACAAUGGUAUUUGUAAUUCACCAAUACAGUCUUUAGUUGAAUUAUUUCAAAGCAGUGAAGACAAAACUGAGUUUUUGGGUUUUAGAAGUUAUUCUGAAAACCGUGGUUCAUGUGAUGUGUUAAAAGUUCGGGAGGAAGAAAAUGUUGGGAAUAGCUUGUUGUCCAUGUUUCUCUCUUCCCCUUCUUCAACCUCCACAUUUACUGGGUUUUAGAGGAGUUUUGUUUUUGUUUUUGAUUUGUGUUUUUCACAAAUGGUGAGGAUUGUAUUCCUGAAAAUAUAUGUAUAUAUUUUAU